UUUUAAGCUCACUGAUUAAAAUUUCAAAGGUGAGGUGUGUUAAUUUCGAUCAGUUUCAGACGUUUGACUUUGUUAUGUAAAUUUAUUUGCAUGCAGAAAUGAAAAGAGAAGAAGGAGACGAGUUUUCCGAUAAAGCCAGCAAGAUGGAGCUGCUGGAAAAAGCAAAAGCGGAGUUCAAUAGAGAGAAAAGAUUGGUCAUCAAAAACCUGCCAUUCAGCACAACAGAAAAGGACAUCCGGGCAUUUAUGGGAUUCAAUGGAGAAUUUCCAGUGGAAGAUGUUCAGAUGGGGAAAAAUCUUGGCCAGAAUCAGGCUGUUGUGACCUUGAAAGACCCGAGCCUUGUAGAUGAUGCCAUCUCGAAACUAGACAACACAAAGUUUGACACCCUGACUGUGAGUGUGUCUGUGUACCGUAGUGACAAGAUCUUGUGUAUUGCCCAUCUUCCCCUGGCGAUGACAGAAUACAAGUUCCGGGAACUCAUCACAGAACAUGGCAACAUUGACAUGUGCUUCCUCAUGAGGUCGGAGGAGACUGGAGACAGCAAAGGCUAUGGUUUUGUUGAGUUCAAUGAGUCUAUUGAAAAAGUUGGCCAGAUAAAGUAUGCACUUGACUGGUCGAAAGUGGAAGGUCAAGUUGUCCACUGUGAUGCCAUUGUGGACAGUUCCAAGACUGGUAUCGAGUUUGCUGAUCUCCAUUCAACAUGUCUGCUCAUUGACAAUUUGCCGCCUGACUACACUGACUGUCUUGCCCUUCGUGAAGUCUUCAGUCAACUUGUAAAGCCAAUAUAUUGCCAGAUUGUCACAAAAGAGAAUGUGUCCCUGGGUUUUGGAAUCAUCGAGUAUGAAAACAGCGAGAAUGCAGAGAGGGCCUUCAACCGGUUUAACAAUGAGAAGAUAAAUGAUGUGCCCAUGAAUAUAUCAUACUGUAUACCCGGCAAAUCCGCUGUCCACAUGUUCAACAGGAUCAUGUUCAAAUAUGGUGACAGUAUUCAUGUGAAUAAGGCGAGCCUGCUGCCAGACCCAGUCUACCCCAACCCUGCCUUCCUCAGACACCCCUUCUUCAAGACGCACCAGGCUAAACACCCCAGAUUGUUGGUCAAGUUCACAGACAACCUGCUAAAUCUUCAAGAAGGAUACAUCAAACAGCUCGAGGACAAGACCAACACCAAACCAGGGUUACUGGGCCCAGCCCCGACCAUCCCAAUGUCUCCCCUGAUGGACGUGAAUGUCCAGCUCGGCCUGCUGUCAGUGAUUGUACUCGACAUGCGUGAAAAUGGCACUUACAAUGGACAGUUGCCUGGUCCCCUUGGAAAGUUGAAAGUGCCAUCUGGGGAAGAUUUCGAGCAAAAGCCUGAACCAGUCUCCCUGCUAGGGGACCCAGUCACAGCCCAGGCCAACCUUGUUUUGAAGAACCUACUCAUGCCGCCUUCAGAGAGCCCGGGUUUUCCCCAGGGGGCUGUGAGACACGACCCUGAGGCUCCACAGUUGCUAGGGAAACCAAUUGCGGAACUGAACCUUGUGUGCCUGGGCAGUCUCGGUCGAAUGAUGGCCAUGAUGUUAGAACAAAGCCAUAACAGGGGACUGCUAGGCAAUGCCCCUCCUCAGCCAACACCAAACGGUCCCCCAAAGCCAUUGCUGGAUGGAUUGAUGCAGGCGGGAAAGGUUGCACAGAAAAUACUCAACUCCAUAGGCAUGAACCAGCAGAAUCAGAACAAUUUUAACUCAAACUAUGUGAAUAUGAACCAGUCUAGUCAAAGUAACAACUUUAGUCAUCAUCAGGGUAACCAGCCUAGAAGUUUACUUGGAAAUCCACCUGGUAAUAUGAAUAUGGGUAUGAAUAAUAUGAAUAUGAAUACCUCCAGUAAUAUGAACAUGAAUACCUCCAGUAGUUUUAACAUGAAUAGACAAGGAAAAGGAAAUUCAAAUUUCAUGAGCAACAUGCAACAAGCAUUGUCUGUGCAGAAAAUGUCUGAGAGUCAAGGUGGAAAUAUGAACAGACUUGGAGGAAAUAAUAUGCUUGGUGGAUAUAAUGACAAUAGUAGUAACCAAGGUGAUGGGUUGCUAGGAAACUACAGAGGACAAGGUUCCUCUAGUAGCAACUCUCCCCAGUCCCUGCUGGGUGCCCCUCCAUCUCAAUCUCCGACCCCCCUGCUGAGCCUGAACCUGAACACUAAGGGAGAGGGGCUCAUCCCCACACCCCCGACCUUCAAGGAGGAGGGAGGCUUUCUUGGAAACCAGGGAAUGGGCGGGAAUGACUCUGGUUACCAGGGAGGCUAUGAUGAAGGAGAUGGUAGUGAGGGGUUUUGUGAUCAGGGUAACAUGAACAGUAUGGGAAACAUGGGAAAUUAUGGUAGCAGUAUGGGCACGUUCGGAAACAUGGGAAAUUUUAGCAAUAACGGGAAUUUUAGAAAUAAUAUGGGAAAUUUUGGAAAUGGAGACAAUACUAGCAUGGGAAACUUCCGGAGCAACAUGGGAAAUUUCAGAAACAUGGGAAAUAGCAAUAACAUGAGUGGAAACAUGGGAAAUAUGGGCCCUCAGAGCUUACUGGGAAUGAACCAACGCAACAUGGCUGGUGGAAUGAUGGAUCAAGCAAAUUCAGAGACGUAUGAUGCUGCCUACUUCUCUGGCAUCAAUAACAGACAAAGAAACAGUGCAAACUUGGCUAGACAGCAAUCUGAUGGGUCUAGAGAGUUCACAAAGAUGACUAAUAAUGCUGCCCUUCUAGCAGCUACUGGCUCCCGACAGCAAAACAUGGGGUCAUGGAACAACAUGGGGGCUAGCAACUUCUCAGAUUCAGAGGGACCAUACAGUAUGCAGCAGAGAAGCAAUGGCAGCUCCAUGUUUAACAAAGCCAGUACAGGAGACCUAUUCACAUUCCAGAAUACUAAUUCCUUUGGGGCCAUCGGAAACAAGGGGGACGGGCUGAUGGGGCCCCCACCCCAGCCAUUGUUGGGCAUGGGGUCAUCAUUUACAUCUGGCAAUAACAAUACACAGUCAACGCCCCAGGGCCAGAAGCGUCCAUUCAGCCACCUAUUACCGUCCCCGGAGGCCAGCCCGGAGGGUAACUACAUUGGCCAGCACUCUCAGGGACUCGGGGGACACUAUGCAGAGUCCUACCAAAAACGACAGAAACUCAGUGGCAGGUUUUAGACUCACUCCAACAUGGUCAAAAGGAUUGGUCCACACUUGAAAUGGAAUACAUUUGGGGCCACAAUGUCAUACUGGAAAUGAUAGAAGCUCAGUGACAGACUCUGGACCAACUUUUACACUGCCCAAAUUUGAUGGUCCAAAGCAUUGGCCAAAACUGUCAGGAUUUUUAAAGAUAUAAUGCCAAGUCUUGCAAAAACAACAAUAGGUCAAUGGUUGGUUCUGGACUGACUGUUAGACUGCCUGAUAAAGUAGGGCUUAGAAUUUGCCAUCAUGGACAUGUGUGAAGACAAAGCCAUGUCUUACCAGAUGUGAGUAAUUUGCCAGCAUGUUCUAGAAUGGAGAUCCACAUGGGGCUCAAACUAUUAGAGGGCUUUGUCUCGGGUUAUAUCAGUGUCACGUGAGGAAACAUGAUGGCAAAGUUUUAUGUGUAAUUGUCCCGAGGCUCUCAGCAGUGCACAGGUGCAAUUUUAGGAAGAAUUUAUGUCAAAUUUUUCCCACCCAUUACCUUCCCUGAAACGAUAUUAAAUCUUUAAAGUGUAAAUACCCUAAAGCCUUUGUCCAUAUUCAAGGGGAAUGCCAUUGUUUGAUUUGACAUUUUCUUGAAGAUAAAUGUUAUAUUUGUGAGGAAUGGAGACAAACAUUCAGCGUAGUUUUGUCUCAGUCUCAAGUAUUUGUUCAGUAACAUUGCUAAGGGUAACUUUUACUUAUUAUUUCCAUAGAUUAAUUCAUAGGUUGUGAAUUUCAUACUCAUUUUUUAAUUGUGUCUGCUUUAUGUUCGUUCAUUUUAAAACUGAAAAUUCCAAUUGAGGAUUAUUAGUUGAAAAAUGUAGUUAUCAUAUCUGUGUGCAUUUUACCUGCUUUAGUCAUUUAAUGGUAUUUUCACGAAGAUUUUUUCAUUUAUAUUUUGAUUUAUAUAAGUAGAUGAGAUUUUUUUCCAUCGUAUUAAAAUAAACGCUUUGUAGAAGAAAUUUUAUGUUUAAAUGUUAGUACCAGUCUUGUGCAUUCAGGAAUAUAAUGCUAUCACAUACAUCCGAAUACAAAGCCAUGUAUCAUGUACCGGUAUUCUUAUGCUCUUAUUUAUUAAUUGUACAUAAUGUGGCUGUCAUUUGUGACUUGUACAUACAAGGGUUUUAAUACUUUCACUGGUAGAAGUCAUAUGCAUUUCACUGUUAAGAAUAUGUUAAGAGAUUUGUUGUGACCACUAGAGUUGUAUUUCAUCCUACUGCCUUGUGAACUUGUGAUACAGUGGCCUUUCAGGCUUGACCAGUUCUCAAGAUUUCUCCCAACUUGGUAAACUGCUUUUUUCAUUCGCACAGCCUUUGUCAUUCAAAUGUAACCUUGACUUUUAUGCUGACCUCAUAAGACCCAUGUUUAAUACACAGAAGCUUUAAAGCUCUUGAAACAUAUAGUUUACUUUAUACAACUGAUAUGCACUAGUAACCUUGUUUUUCACAGACAUUGUGUUUCAAUCCGAAAUAUUAAUCUAAAUAUCAACAAACCUUACACCUUUAACCCACUAUACACUACAGAUUAUUGACAAUUUCAGGUCUUCACCUGUACAGAUAAAGAAAUAGUUCAGUGACUAGUAUUAUCAAACCGGUUUACAGUAUAUAAAACUACUAUCAAAACAAACAAACAAACCACUAGUCUAAUGAGGUCAGUGGCCGUUGUCACAAGUUCAUAAAGCAGAAUUGUGUUGAAUACCACUCGUUUAUGCCUAUUCUUGUCAACAUGUUAUUUAUGCAAAUAUCAUCAUAUAAAGUGUCUUUGUUCAUAAGUUCCUACAUAGCAAUUAUAACUGUUACAAUCACACGCCUGCUUUAUUUCCUUUCCACUUGAAUGGAUGAAAAUCAUAAUUGUAUCUUACAGUGCUUUCAAUUUGAGUAUAGUAAUAAUUUAAUUUAUAGAAUAUUUCAUUUGGCUUCUAACUCUUCAGGUAAAACACAGGUCUGAAUAAUUAUACUUACAGAAACACGAGAGAUAAAAUUUCCUUUUAUUAUGGUAUUGUUCCAGUAAAAAAAACAACAUAAAAAUCA
This is a messenger RNA of Mya arenaria, 5185 nucleotides long. Its product is annotated as ribonucleoprotein PTB-binding 1-like. Lineage: Eukaryota; Metazoa; Mollusca; Bivalvia; Myida; Myidae. The record is from RefSeq and is a predicted model, not a curated record. Gene Ontology annotation, cellular component: ribonucleoprotein complex. The coding region runs from base 99 to 3149 and encodes 1016 amino acids. The transcript is spliced from 17 exons. Gene Ontology annotation, molecular function: RNA binding.